AUGGACGCGGAGGUGAGUGCUGGCAGGGACAGCACCUGGAGGAGAGCCGCGGCGGCGGCGGCGGCGGCGGCGGCCGAUGAUGAUGAUGGUGAUGAUGAUGCAGGAGGAGGAGGAGGAGGAGCAGGGGUCACGGAGGCGCAGGUCGUGCCGCUGGAGCUCUACGACUCUGCAAGGGCCAAAAUAGACGCCAACCUCCGCUGGUUGUUCGCCAAAGCCUAUGGUGAAGACAACAUCCCUGCAGACCUGCGAGACCCUUUCUAUACUGACCAGUAUGAGCAGGAACACAUCAAGCCCCCCAUCAUCCGCCUGCUGCUGUCUGGAGAGCUCUACUGCCGGGUGUGUGGGCUCAUCCUGCACGCUGAGCUGGCUGCCUCGCUCCAAAGCCACCAGUCUGUCAUCCACGCCCUGUCCAGGAAAGGCAUCUAUGUCCUGGAGACGGACAACACACCAGUUUCUGAUCUGGACCUCAGCUCGGCCCCAAUAAAAAUGAGCUCCCACAUCCACCUCAUCGACUCCCUGAUGAUGGCCUAUACAGUGGAGAUGAUCAGCGUAGAGAAGGUUGUGUCCAGCGUCAAGCGCUUUUCCAACUUCAGUGCCUCCAAGGAGCUGCCUUUUGACCUGGAAGACUCGAUGGUCUUUUGGAUCAACAAGGUGAACAUCAAGAUGCGGGAUAUCACAGAAAAAGAGCUGAAAAUGAAGCAACAUCUGCUGGAGUCGUCCAGUCACCAGAAGGUGCGUUACCGCAGAGAUCACCUGUCAGGUCGGACACUUCAGCACUUCCCCUUGUUGGAUGACUUGCUGAAGGAUGUGUGUGACGGAACGGCUUUGCUGGCUGUGAUCCACUUCUAUUGCCCAGAACUCAUUAGACUGGAAGAUAUCUGUCUGAAGGAGGUUCCCUCCAUAGCAGACAGCGUGUACAACAUCCAGCUACUGAAGGAGUUUUCUAAUGAGUACCUGAACAAAUGCUUUUACCUGAAGCCCGAGGACAUGCUGUAUUCUCCACCGGUACUGAAGAAUAAUGUGAUGGUCUUCAUUGCGGAGCUUUUCUGGUGGUUUGAGAGUGUAAAGCCAGACUUUGUGCAGCCCAGGGAUCUUCAGGAAAUCAGAGAUGUGAGAUUGCUGCUGCAGCCUAAAGGUUCUCGAUCCCAUGUACCCAUCUCCAAUGUCACGAAACGUAGUUUCCUAACGUCAUCAAACUCUGCUGAUGUCUUGACCACGCCCCCAAGCCCUGACCUCAGCACUAAACCAAGCUCGUCAAGCCCAUCUCAAUCUUUACUCCCCUUGAGACAGAGACAACAGAAGGUGCUUGAGGAGAGCACUUCAGACUUGAGAAAUAGGUCAAACUCUCUGACACGUGCAGAUGGGCAGCACCAGGGCUCAGUACUGGCCUGGCCAGAAAGGAGACCAAGGCCUUUAUCCCAGCCGAUGUCCUAUGCCCUGCAUUUUCCCAUGGACGACGAUGUGGACAGCAUCAGCCUUGCUCGAUCCAUAAGCAAGGACAGCUUGGCCUCCAACAUCAUGAGUAUUACCCCCAAACACAUGCUGGCGUCAGGUCCCCAUCUGCCUCAACACAGACUCAGUGGUCAAAGCCUGCUUAGUCACAUGCGCAUAGAAGAUGAAGAGGAGGAAAUAGAAGAGGAGGAACUGGUUGCUGUUAUCCACCCUUAUGCAUUUUCUCGACAUCCACAUGGGAGUGACAUGGAACAGGAUGAGCUGGAAAUCCAGAGUAUAGCAUCCACCUCAAGGGGUUCUAUUACUCGUUGCUCUCCUCGCCUUGACACGAGUCCCUUUACCCUGGACCGUCUGGCAGACAGCUACUAUCUUGAGCCUUUGAUGCCAGCCAUCCCUAAGCCAGCCAAAGAGAAGAGCAUCAGUCUGAACAAGCAGGAGGAAAGCGGUGAGAGUCGCUGUAGAGCAGCAGUAGCUGCUAAGAAAGCAGCCACCAAUGUCCCGAGCACCUCACAGAGGAAAGCCAUAGCACAUGAGUCAAAUAGAAGUAUCUUUAUGCCCAUACCCGAUGCGGAAUCAGUGCCCAGCUCUCUCAGGCCACCCACAGAGGGGUCGAUAGGCCUCUCUCCGUCUGGAAAGAAACAGUCCCAAGGCUUUUUCCUUCAUUUGUCAGGAGAGCCAGACCGCCACAGUCCUUUCUUCACUGUGCUGGAGGCAGGGCAUGACUCUGACUCAGACAUUGCAGACCUUGAGGAAGAUGAUGAGGACGAUGAUCAGAUUGAGCUGACUAGAGAAUUAGGGAAGAGAGGCAAGGGGAAAUGCUUGGAGGAGGGAGAGGUGUUUGAAUUUGGCGAGGGAGAGGGUGAGUCAGCCAAGCUGAGAGAAGACUUGAAGGUGAGUGAGCGGGACGAUAAGGAAGACGGCAGUGGAUGCUCAAGCCCUUGCCUCAGUACCAUAUCCUGGGCAAGCAGCUGCAGUGCUUCAGGCAGCGCCAGUGUCAAGAUGACCAGCUUUGCAGAGAGAAAGCUCCUUAAACUUGGCCUCCGUGACGGAUUUUCAAGUACUAGCAGUUCCCAGAAGACCACACCAGAUGGCUCUGAGAUUGCUCCCUGUCCUCCCUGGCAACUGAGGAGUGACUGCACCUCCAGUUUGCUAGGGAAGGAGCCUGGUUCUGUGUUGGGGAAUAAUAUGAUGGGGAGUCCCCCAGUAGUGCCUUCAGAGCUGCUGCAACUUCACAUGCAGCUAGAAGAGCAAAGACGUGCAAUAGAAUAUCAAAAGAAAAAGGUGGAGACACUAUCAGCACGGCAGAGACUAAAGCUAGGGAAAGCUGCGUUCUUGAACAUCGUCAAGAAGGGUGGAGGAAAGAGCGACACACUUCCUCUACCCCUGAAACACUCCGAGGAAUCCUCAGAACUAACAGCUACUGAUAGGCAUAAAGUGAAGACCCAGUCCUGCAGGGAUGACUCCUGUCUUGAUGCUCUGAAGGUUCAGGCGAAGGCGCGUCAGCCAGAGGGAGGACAGAUGAACAGAUACAACAGAUUGAACACCCAGUCUCAAGAUAAUGGGGCUGAACCUGGCUUAAAUGAGUGUUCCCGCUCCAUAGAUCUCCUCAAUGAAGCUAUUAGUUCCAUUCAGCAGCAGAUGAUGCAGCUCUCCUUACAGCAAGACCUGCUGAUGAAGCAGAGUGUGGUCUCACCUCCAGAACGUGUAGAAUCAGGCCCUAGCACAACCCCCAACAUCACACAAACAACAUCCUCUACCUCAGACUCCAGAUCUUAUGCAGUCCACUUUGUAGAUAUCGGUGGCAGCAAUUCUUUUCCUGCUCGCCGUCCUCCCAAGCUUAGCUCCAGCCAACGCACCAAAGUCUCUGACAGAAAACAGAAUAAAGAGAACAGCAAGAUGGCUUCAAUCAAGUCGAAUACUCAGUCCCCAGAGAGCAUGCCUUCUCCUAGAGAAAGUAUUAGUGGAGACAAGGAAACGGGGGCUGUUUUGGAGAGCUCGAGUCUAGAGAGAAGCAUUCAGAGAAACACCACCUUCAGAGUCCAUGAUGGCACCGGAGAAGGAUCUGGGUACUUCCCAGAAAAAUCCCAGUCACAGGAACCACCAGUCAUCCCAAGCGCAACCAUAUCUCCCUCACAGGCUGCAGAACCAGAAGAGGACAAAGAUGACAACUCAGGAAAAGAGGCAUCGGGUGGAGAUGAGAGCCCCAGGGUCAAAGGUCAGCUGAUUGAGGUCGACCUUUCAGAGCUUAAGGACCCAUCAGAGGAUGGCAGUGCAGAUGUUACAGACUGCACGGCAGAGAGAGAACAGAAGAAUGUGUUGGGCUUCUUCUUUAAGGAUGAUGAAAAGGCAGAGGAUGAAAUGGCAAAACGUCGUGCUGCCUUCCUCCUCAAACAGCAGCGCAAAGCUGAAGAGGCGAGACUACGCAAACAACAACAAGAAGUUGAGAGUGAACUCAAACGUGAUGAGGCCAGGCGUAAGGCAGAAGAGGAUCGUGUUCGUAAGGAAGAGGAGAAGGCACGACGAGAGCUCAUUAAGCAGGAAUACCUGCGGAGAAAGCAGCAAGCGCUGAUGGAAGAGCAGGGUCUUGUCAAGCCUCGCCCAAGGACUAAAUCCCGCAGGAACAGACCAAAAUCACUGCACCGCGAAGAGUCCAUCAGCCUCUCCAAAGGAUCCACCACACGUAAUCAACUGAAGGUGUCUGUGUUGAUCAAAGCCCAGGGCUCAGCAGCAGGCUGCAGGCGAGCUGAUCUGAGCUGCAGUCAUCGAGGUUCAACACUCUCUUUGGCGACUGAGGCAGACAGUGUCAUGUCUGGAGGGGCAGAGUCACAGAGGGCUGGAUCUGUGUGCUCUAUGGAGUCGUUCCCUAUGCUGAGCAGGGCAUCCAGCAGGAACAUGGAGAGGGACUGGGAGAAUGGCUCCAUAGCCUCUUCCAUCACUUCAACCGAGUACAAUGGUCCUAAACUCUUCAAGGAACCGAGCUCCAAGUCCAACAAGCCAAUCAUCAUCAAUGCCAUCGCUCACUGCUGCCUGGCGGGAAAGGUUAAUGAAUCCCAGAAAAAUGUUGUUCUGGAGGAGCUGGAAAAGUGUGAGUCCAACCACCUGAUCAUCCUCUUCCGCGAUGGUGGUUGCCAGUUCCGCGCCAUUUACUCUUUCUCACCGGACACCGAGGAGAUCAUCAAGUUCACAGGCACCGGACCGCGCACCAUCGGCCGGAAGAUGAUCGACAAGCUCUACAAAUACAGCUCGGACCGCAAGCAGUUCACCGUCAUCCCCGCCAAGAGUGUGUCGGUCAGCGUGGACGCGCUGACCAUCCACAAUCACCUCUGGCAGGUCAAGAGACCGGGGAGUGCACGGAGGAAGUGAGAAAGAGGAGGAGGGAAAGAAAAAUGGACACUUGU
Messenger RNA from Xiphias gladius (swordfish), 4850 nucleotides. RefSeq names its product calmodulin regulated spectrin-associated protein 1a (gene camsap1a). Gene Ontology annotation, cellular component: microtubule minus-end. Gene Ontology annotation, biological process: negative regulation of microtubule depolymerization; cytoplasmic microtubule organization; neuron projection development. Lineage: Eukaryota; Metazoa; Chordata; Actinopteri; Istiophoriformes; Xiphiidae. Gene Ontology annotation, molecular function: spectrin binding; microtubule minus-end binding; calmodulin binding. The record is from RefSeq and is a predicted model, not a curated record. The transcript has 18 exons. Bases 1 to 4815 code for a protein of 1604 amino acids.